AUGCUACCCUUUUCAUUACUCUUCCUAAUUAUAGGAGUUUCAUAUGCGCUUUGUCCUUCCUAUCAGUGCAAGCCUAGAACUAUGCCUUUCAAAGAUAAUAUCUGCGUUUUCUACGACGAACAUACAUUAACCUACCGAAUAAACCCUUGUGAAGACCCUUUUCAAAGAUAUUGUAUUUUUAAUCCUCUGCAAAACAGCACAUGCUCCGUUUCUUCCAAAAAAUCCCUCAUACAAAAAUACCCAGGCGAAAAAUGUUCAACCGAUGAAGACUGCCGAUAUCCUUAUUUUGGUGGCUGCACUGACGAAAUAUGUCUCGGUUCUAUAAAAGAUGGAUAUUGCUCAGACAGCUCAUUUUGCAGCCCAGGCUUAUAUUGCAAAUACAACACCUGCAUCUCACAGCUGCAAGACGGAGACCAAUGCACCUAUGACUAUGAGUGCCAAAAUGGCUCUGGCUGUGAUGGGAAUAUUUGCAAAAAAUAUUUCAGCGCCAAGCUUAAUGAAGAAGUUAAUACUUGUAAGGACAAUGUGAAUUAUAUUUGUGAGUCUACUUUAUGCUAUACGAAUGCUACUACAAGUUUUUCGUAUUGUAUAACACCGCUAGCCCGCAGGAAUAAAAGCCCAGAAUGUUUAAGUGAUAAUGAUUGUUAUUCAAGAGUUGAUAGAAAAUCAGGAGUAAUGCUGAAAUCUGAAUGCCAGUGUGGAAUGAAUCCUGAUGGAAAACAAUAUUGUGGAAUUUUGCCUGGAGAUGUAGAGUUUAUGUACUAUAUAAGACAUUUGAAAAAAGGCUGAAUAAUUUAUAGUGAUUUAUACAGAAAUAUAAUUAAUUUGUAAAAAAAAUAGGUAAUUUUUUUUUGAAAAAAUGGUAUAACAGCACUGAGGUAAAAAAUUGCAAUACUUUAAGAAGAGAUGCAAGGCAGUGCAUUGAAGAGCAUUGGGACGAAGAUGAAGCAGUCAAGCUUAUAUUUUAUAAAGAAAGGGUUGUGAAUUUUGCUAAUAUCCAAGAAAAUGACUAUUGUGCAGAGACUGUAUUAAAUGCUGAUUUCUUUGUGCUAGCUCACAAGAUGGGGCAUUUAACAGUAGAAAACCCACACGAAAUUUUAGGCUCCAGCCAAGGCUCAGUAAUUUGGUUAGGGUUAUCCCUUAUUUUCUUGAUCCUUAAUUAA
Molecule: messenger RNA, 1163 nt
Organism: Blepharisma stoltei
Lineage: Eukaryota; Ciliophora; Heterotrichea; Heterotrichida; Blepharismidae
Source: the annotation of a GenBank genome assembly